Molecule: messenger RNA, 4193 nt
Organism: Anneissia japonica
Lineage: Eukaryota; Metazoa; Echinodermata; Crinoidea; Comatulida; Comatulidae
Exons: 26
Coding region: 168-3554 (1128 amino acids)
Source: RefSeq, a predicted model, not a curated record
GACCGCCAGGUCAGGAGAGUUCAUUAAUUUUUUGUAAACAACAUUGUUGUAGCAACGGAGUGCGGGUUACAGUAUUUUUCAUGUAACUUACAUGUUUUUAUAUCUUGCUAUGCCUACUUCUCUUCACAUUUGUUAAUUAAGUGUGGUUUAUCAACGUAUAAAUCGUGAUGACUACAUUAGAGGAAGCUAGUCGGACGUGUAAGAGGAAUCGAACAUUUGUUGGACGCCCUCAACCCAUAAGGAGUGGCAUUAAACUUACAAAAGUGAAGCCUGCGGCAAAUCGCUCAGAUUUUCUGCUGGAUGAUCAGAUGUUCCUUGUGAAAGACCUCCAAGAUGCACUGGAAAAUGCAAUAAAUUGCUAUGGAAACGCUAAAUCAGAAGAUGAUAAGGUUCUCAGCAAAAUUAAGAUCGAUGACCUCAAAGCUAAAUGUGAAGAAAUGGUUCUUGUAUUAAAGGUUGUUGACAAGAUCAAUCGGGAGUUGAUGUAUGCAAGAGUUGAGCUGACAAGAGCAGCAAAGGUGGGACGUCACGUCCAAGUGGCCCGAAAGAGAGUUGCCUGGCUUGAGGAUCGGAGAGAAAAACUUCUGAUGAAAUACAGAAGACCACCAUCAUCCAGGUUACAGAAAAUUGAAAAAUCUGCCUUUCUUUCUGACUCUGAUGAAGACUAUCCAGCAAAGAUUCCUACUACUGCAGAUGCUGCUCUUCCAGACCCAUAUUCUUCCAACUACUGGCAGAACACAUUCUCAUCCCUUGAUCCUGUGCUUCCAACUUCUCCAGUCUGCUACUACAAAUCAAAGAAUCCUGUUGAUCAUUCGCUUCCCCAAUAUGUCUUCCCUGAAAGUUCAUUUAAAAGUAUAGAGGUGGUGAAGGCCAGGCGUUUAAAGAAGAAGCUGCCACUAAAGCAGAGACCUAAAAGUGAUGGAGCUGGAAGAGUGGUGUUCAAACCAGAGAAGUCAAUACUGAAGUCAUCCCAGAGUUCUAGAAGUUUUGGUGGUGGUGAUGCUGUUGCUGAAAUUGGUGCAUCCCAGUACAGGGAGCAAACAGAGGUGUCAAUCUACCCACAGAACUCAGUGACAACUGUUAACACCCCUGAAGUUUAUUCAGAGAUUAGUGACAGCAGACCCAGCACCAGACAUCGUAGUAAAAGGCAGCUUGCUUCCAGUCAGCAACAGAGGACAGGAAGUAGAGGCAGUGAUGGUGGUGUGUUCAUUACUGAGGGUACAGAGGAGGAUUUGGUCAAGGUUCUAAGGAAGGUGUCAGUGAUAUCGCCUCAGAGGUCAGAUGAAGAAGAGGAAGAUGAGGAUGAUGAAGAUGCAGAGGAGGAAUUUGAUUUGACAAGAGGAGAACUGCAACCACCGCCCUCUAGAGGGCGAAGUGUGGCAACAGAUGCAACAGACGAAUAUUGGAUGUCAGAUCACCACCGAUUUGAGUACAACCAGUUCGUUGAUGCAUUAAUUAAGGACAAUCCUCGAUCUUACCACUCUCUUGGUAUUGCGGUGCAGUCUACGUUCAUGUCUCCAGCCAAUACAGGUGGUCCUGAGUUGCCUUGGUUAAAUGGUGUUACAGCUGGAAACAUGGGUGAUGCCCAGAGUUGGGAGACUGUGACAAAAAUUGCUCUGGACAAACUAUCAGAGAGAAUUCACAAGAUGUACAGUAAAGUGGAAGAUGCAGCAAUGCAGUCCGCUCAGUUGGCGCCAACACCGGUAGAAACAGAACCCACAUUAUUGACUACAGUGGAAGGUCGAAUGAAUGAUUAUCCUCAGAAACAAGGCUUUGAGAGCAAGCCCGAGUCAACUAAGAGCAUAAGAAGUGUAAGUGUAACUGCAGCAAACAACAAUGAAACAACUUCAGAUCCAGCAACAGAAAACCAAGCCUCUGAGGCACAAUCUCAAACGCAAAAGAUGAACCAACCUGAGGCAACUGUCUCGGAUCACGUCAAACAGCAAGGGGCUGCAGGCCUAAGCCUGCUGUACCAUCCACCAGCUAUCCCAGCUCCUGAGGUGCUUCCACUCACUAGAACAAACCCAAGUAAAGUUUACCCUCGAAUAUCAAGUGACUGGAAUGAUGUUGACCCAGAUCCCAUACCUCCUACAAUCCGAUUGGUCAACCAGAUGAAUGUUGCUAAGGAAACAAGCCUGUUGCUGUACAAGAAUAAGGAAUCAAAAAGAACAGGAUUUACUUUACCAGUGAAGAAAAAACCAGGAAAAAAAUCACAAACCUUGAAAAAUGUGAGUCUAGCGAACCAUCCGAUCCUGGCGGCCAGUAAAGUAGCAGCAAUGAUGGCCAAUAGAAAAAGUGCCGAUGCUCUAAAACUGGACAAGGACAGUCUGAAAUGGAAGAGAAUUGAGAAUUUGAUUUAUGAGAAGUUGAUAUCAAAGAAUAUACAGGAGAGAAGAGAUGCAGCAAUGCACUUAGGCUCUCUGCAAUGUGUAAAUGAAGAGGUGUUUGCUGCCCUCAUUCAACGGGUUGAGGAAGACAAAGAUGCCAAGGUUCGUUACUCAGCAAGUAAAAGUUUGAUUAGCCUUGGGUGCUGGAGACCGGUGCCAAUUGCAGCACUUCUGAAUUAUUUAAAAUCAUCUGACCAACCAAUUCAGUCGGAUAUUGUGAAAACAAUUAUAUCGGCAAGGAAUGUUCAUUUUGUUAAUAAGAAUCAGCCAGUCAUGAAGGAGUUGAUUGAAAAAUUAAAAGAGUUCUGCCAGAGUGACUCUGCACCUGAGUUAGCAUACAACAGUGCUGUGUGUCUUGGGUGUUUGUGUGAACAGAAUCGAACAGCCAAGAGGAAAUUACUUCAGAGCCUUCAAGACAAAGAUUCAAACACCAAAGCUCAAUCACUGGAGAUUCUUGUACGGCAAAUGCAUGCAACAGAGUCUGAAGUUAUACAGACAAUCCUGACACAACUGCAGACAUCACCAGUUGGGCGACACAGAUCUGCAGCUGCCAACCUCCUGAUCUUCCUUGGCUCUGUGUGUAUACCAACCCAAGAGGCAGCACAGAAUGUGUUCAGUGUUCUCGAACAGAGACUGUAUAAUGAUCCAGUGAAGGAUGUACGGGUUGAAAUUGCUAAUGCUAUUACAGCUCUUGGUAUGAAAUCCUGGCUAAUGGAUAUUGUAGAGAAGCGUUUAGAGGAUGACGAUGAUAGUGUUAGAACCAGUGCUGUUAUAUCAGUGGGUGUUCUGGGAAUGAAAUCUGACAAGGUAAUCCGUGUACUGAUAGACAUGCUAGAGCUGGAUUCCUCAGAGUAUGUGCGGUUAAUGGUUAUCAGGACAUUUGCUCAGCUUGGUGUCGCCAGCAUCAAGAUCAUGAGGUCUUUGAAGGACAAGGAAAGAUCAGGAGGACCUCUUGGCAGAGAAGCAAGCAAUGCAUUGAAGAUCCUUCAAGGCCUAGGUUCACAGAAACCCCCAAAAAAUGCAGGGUUACCCUCGCCAUCAAGAAGCCCACAUAGAGUGGCGAGUCCUAAUAGGGCAGGUAGCCCAGCUCAGCAUAGAAGUUCUGUAACCAUGAGCAAGAACAGGAAAGACAAACACAAAAAGGCCAUGUUCACACACACAAUCUAACAGUUAGCAUGAUCCAGAUAAAUAACAUGCCCUUGUGUUCAUACAAGAAAAUCCCUGAUCCAGAUAUAAAGAUGACGGUGGGAUCAAUGGUCAAUAGGAAACAGGAAAUGCUUAUGUGUGAUUGGUUAAUGAUAGAAAUGCACUCAACUUCCUACAGAUAGCGCUUGCUAACCGAUAGCGUAUUCACUUCCUGAUAACAGUUAGCACUAACCAAUCGGGUGUUCUCACAUGCGUGUCAACGGUUAGGACUAGAUAAUGAGGCUGUUUGUGAAAUCGUGGACUAGGUGCAGAUAAAUGAAAUAGAUUUUUGCAAUAAUGUUGCAUGGUAAAUUACCAGCACUACUCUCUCUCUUAUCAGAUACCACUGUACCAUCUAGUUUACGAAUAUUCAUAAUUGAAUAGAAUAAUGUUUCUCAAAACUUUAAUCCUGCAGUCCACAUAAUUUUACUUGAGUUUAAUUUCAGAACCAUUCUGAAAAAUGAUACCUCAUAGCAAAAUGCUUGAUCAUUGAGGCUGUUUUAAAGAUAAAACACAAGUUUUCAUUAUCAUCAUCACCAUCAUCAUCAUCAGCAAAAUUUAUUGUUAUGUAAACCUAGUUUGCAAUGUAUAGUUUGAAUAAAAUAUGAACUAAAGAACUUA